Molecule: messenger RNA, 1524 nt
Organism: Venustampulla echinocandica
Lineage: Eukaryota; Fungi; Ascomycota; Leotiomycetes; Helotiales; Pleuroascaceae
Product: S-adenosyl-L-methionine-dependent methyltransferase
Exons: 4
Coding region: 1-1524 (507 amino acids)
Molecular function (GO): O-methyltransferase activity
Source: RefSeq, a predicted model, not a curated record
AUGGCAACAAUGGGCAAGUUAUGGGACAGAUUUAGCGGGGGUUUGGCACGUAAUGGGAGCAAACGCAAGAGAGAAAGCCGCGGUGUUUCUGAGAUGUCUUCACCAUUCGCCAAAGAGCCCGAGCUGGAUACUGGAGACGAAACUGGAUCUUCAAAUGUUGCCACUGCGAAUGGUGUCAACUCCGCUGAGGAAGCCAAGCCCUCGACGCCGGGUAUGGUAGAAUUGGCCGCCAUUAUUACCAGAGAGACGGAGAAGCUAGACGAGUAUAUCAAGAAAAGCGGAAAUCCUGUCCCAUCAUUCGACGUUGAUGCUCCUCUGGAUUUCCCAAGUUUACCUGAGGACAUCAAGAAGGCCAGGGAGGAGAUUGUCAGGGCGACGAAGGAACUGGGUGAUUUGGCGACCGGCCCGAGAGAGGGUGUGAGAUGGAUGGCCUGGGAUCAUAACAAUUCUCUCUCUCUCCACGCCAUAUAUCAUUAUCAGAUUGCAAAAUCAUUUCCCGUCCAUGAAACGGCAACCUACACCCAAAUCGCUGAAAAGGCCGGCUUGGAUGAGGUCAAUGUCCGCCGUUUCAUUCGCCAUGCAAUGACAAACAGAAUAUUCAGGGAGGUAAAUCCCGACGUGGUAGCUCAUACCGCAGCCAGCCGAGUGCUCGCGGAGGAUGCCGUGAUGAAUGACUGGGUUGGGUUUUGCACUGGUGACAUUUGGCCUGCAGCAUCAAAAGUAGUCACUGCGUUAGAUGAGUACCCAUCAGCCUCGGAGCCCACACAAACCGGCUUUUGUGUCUCAAACAACACCACAAAUAAAGAACCCAUGUUUGUGACCUUCGGCAAAGAUCCCUCACGCGCAAAGCGUAUGGGAGGCGCCAUGACCUCCCUUACCGGCGGUGAAGGCUACGAAGUAUCUUAUCUCCUUGACAGCUACGACUGGACCUCACUCAAUACCUCUCAAGGUACCAUCGUCGACGUUGGCGGCUCUCAUGGGUUUGUCUGCAUCGAUCUCGCCAAGCGAUUUUCCGACCUUCGGUUUGUCGUACAAGAUCUCCCCAAAACCGUGGCCUCGGCGCCGACAUUAGAAGGCGAUCUUGCAUCCCGCAUAUCUUUUCAGGCGUACGAUUUUUUCACCCCACAGCCCGUCAAGGGUGCUGAUGUGUAUUUAUUCCGCUGGAUUUUCCACAACCACUCGGACAAAUACGCCGCACUUAUCCUGAAGAAUCUCAUCCCGGCUCUCAAAAAGGGCUCCAAGAUCUUGAUUAAUGAUCACUGUCUCCAGGACGGAUAUGGUAUGGAGAAGAGUCUGUGGGACGAGAAAAUUAUUCGGUCCAUGGAUUUGGUUAUGCUAACGUUGCUUAAUGCGAGAGAGAGAAAUGCAGCCGAGUACAAAGCGCUGUUUGAGGGUGUUCAUAGCAGCCUUCGGUUUAACGGCGUCAAGAGAAUCGAGGGGUGUAGGAUGUGCAUUGUCGAAGCGGUCUGGGAGGGUGAGGAUUAUGGUGGGGUCGUGGAGGCUACGGAGGAAGGUGCCAAUUAG